AUGUCUGCCCAGGUCCCCACCUACACCGCCCUGUCGGAUAUCUACUCGACGGACCUGCUCCGCCACAGCCCCGACUUCAUUGCGCGCUCGCCCGGUCGCGUCAACAUCAUCGGCGAGCACAUCGACUACUGCGGGUUCCCGGUCUUCCCGAUGGCCAUUGUGCCGGACUGUCUGAUUGCAGUCAAGGUGACCGACGGCAGCGCCGUGAAGCUGGCCAACAUCAAUGGCGCCAAGUAUCUGUCUCGCGAGUUCACGUAUGACCCGGCCGACAUUGUGGCCAUCGACAAUUCGACCCACGACUGGGCGACGUACUUCAAGUGCGGGUACAAGGGCGCCCUGGAGGCAACCAAGAUCACCAAUCCCAAGGGCAUGCUCUGCAUGAUCGAUGGCACGGUGCCUGCUGGCAGCGGCCUGUCCAGCUCGUCUGCGUUCGUGUGCAGCUCGGCGCUGGCCACAAUGCGCGCCAACAACAAUGUCCUGCCGCAGAAGGAUAUUGUCGAGACCAGUGUUGCGGCCGAGCGCUACUGCAACGUCAACGGCGGCGGCAUGGACCAGUGCUGCAGCAUCAUGAGCAAGCUGGGCUCGGCGCUGUUCAUCGAGUUCCACCCAGAGCUCAAUACCACGCCUGUGGAGUUCCCCAAAACCAACCCGCAGAUCGCCUUCGUUGUUGCCAACACCAUGGUCACCUCUGACAAGGCUGUCACUGCGCCUGUGUGCUACAACCUGCGCGUCGUCGAGACCCGCAUUGCUGCGCUGAUGCUGGCUAAGUACCUGGGCAUUGCCGACCGCCCUGCCUGCAGGGACGUCGAUCCGCUGACAUUCAAGGUUGUCAUGGAUGAGUUCUUUGCUGACCAGGACACCGCCGGCAAGGAUGUGGUGCGGGUGUGGAUCGAGCGACUCACCGCCAUGCUGGCGUCGGCAACCGAGUUCUUCGGUGCUCAGCCCGAAGGGUACACGCGCGAGGAGUGCGCGGCGUACCUUGGCCUUUCGGUCGAUGCCCUCGAGAAGAAAAUACACGCCGACCGUUUCCCGGUGCGCGCCGACCGCUUCAAGCUGCUGCAGCGCUCGCAGCACGCGUACUCGGAGACCCUGCGUGUGGUCAAGUUCCGGGAGAUCUGCGAGUCGACCGACGCAUCCACUGACUACUUCAAGGCCCUGGGCGAUCUGAUGAACCAGAGCCAGGACAGCUGCCGCGAUCUGUUCAACUGCAGCUGCCCCGAGCUCGACGAGCUCUGCUCCAUUGCGCGCAGCGCGGGUUCGCUCGGCUCCCGCCUCACCGGCGCUGGCUGGGGCGGCAGCUCCGUGCACCUUGUCCCGCAGGAUAGGGUUGAGCAGUUCAUUAUGGAAGUCAAGGAGAAGUACUACGCCAAGAACCUGCCUCACGUCCAGGGCCAGGAUCUCGACGAUGCUAUUUUCGCGACCACCCCUGGCAGCGGUGCCGCUAUUUUCGAGCUUGAAGAGUAA
Molecule: messenger RNA, 1464 nt
Organism: Linderina pennispora
Lineage: Eukaryota; Fungi; Kickxellomycota; Kickxellomycetes; Kickxellales; Kickxellaceae
Product: Galactokinase
Exons: 2
Coding region: 1-1464 (487 amino acids)
Biological process (GO): carbohydrate phosphorylation; galactose metabolic process
Cellular component (GO): cytosol; cytoplasm
Molecular function (GO): ATP binding; galactokinase activity
Source: RefSeq, a predicted model, not a curated record